Auanema sp. JU1783 is the source of this 315-nucleotide messenger RNA. NCBI's taxonomy places the organism in Eukaryota, Metazoa, Nematoda, Chromadorea, Rhabditida, Rhabditidae. The record is from the annotation of a GenBank genome assembly.
AUGCCAGAGGAACAUGAUCAUCAUUUAGUGUUCUCUGAUUUUGUAAACAGUCUCAUCACAAAAAUACGAUCUAUAGAAUGUGAAAACAUUUGCCUCCAGGCAGGAUUGAACUACCGACCUUUGGUUUACAAGACCAACGCUCUACCACUGAGCUAUAAAGGCAGGCCAGAGGAACAUGAUCAUCAUUUAGUGUUCUCUGCUUUUGAAAAGACACAAAUGACAAAAUCCGAAACUGUACGAUCUCAGAACAUUCGCCUGCAGGCAGGAUCUCACAAACGAACCUCUGGUUCACAAGACCAACGCUCUACCUCGUGA